AUGGGGAUGCUAACGUUCGCCCGCUUUCUUACUAGACCCUAUCCUCACUAUCGUGACGGCCCGACGAUAUUCUCUUUCCAACAGAAACUCAUCAUGGAGGACGGUGCUUCCUACUCGACUGGCGACUCGCCUGAUCUCCAUGCGAUCCCAAGUGAUGACUUGCUGUCGGACUUGGACGAAGUUGCAGGAUCCUCCGAUAGUUUUUAUUCGCCGUCUGGUACACCGAGAAGGCCCUCCUUCUCUUAUCAGGAUGAUUGGGAAACUUUCCCCCCGUUGGACAAGUUAACGGUCUUCGACUUGCUCGACAACUUCUCGCUGUCCCAAAGACUCGAAAAGCUACAGCAUACUAUCAAUAUGCAGAAAGAAAAGAUGAAGAAACAGCGGGAGAAGCUGAAGUCAACCUCCGCAACCGCAAAGGAUCGCGUGGUGGGAGAAUGGAAAAGACGCGUUCCUACUGCAGACGAGCAGCUUGACAAGUAUCGCCGCCGUAUGAAGGUCGGUGUUGAGCGUCUGGGGAAGCAGUGGAACGCAACCGCGACGGUUACAUUACGCGAGAAGAUCUCGUUUAUUGCCGGUGUCCUCAACAUUUUUUUCAGUGGCUACCUCAUUGGAGCCCAUCCGGAGUCUUUCUAUAUCUGGUUCACCAUACAGCUGGCCUACUUCAUGCCGAUUCGAUACUAUAGAUACCACGCGAAAGGGUAUCAUUACUUUUUGGCUGACCUCUGCUAUUUCGUCAACCUGUUAUGCAUGCUGAGUAUCUGGGUUUUCCCAAAUUCCAAGAGACUCUUCAUCAGCGCGUACUGUUUGACUUUCGGAAACAACGCUGUCGCGAUUGCUAUGUGGCGGAACUCCCUCGUGUUUCAUAGUAUGGACAAGGUUGUGAGUCUGUUCAUUCAUAUUAUGCCACCGGCAGCUUGGCAUUGUCUUGUUCACUUGACUUCUGCGGAGACCUUGAAGGAGAGGUUCCCAGCGAUCUACGACAUCAAAUUCAGUGAGCCCGGGUCGCCGGACCACUUUUCGCUCCUGUCUAUGGUGGUCUGGGCGACAGUACCCUAUACGAUAUGGCAGUUAUCCUAUCAUUGCUUUAUCACCGUGCGGCGUGCCGAGCAGAUUGCCGCAGGACGCCCGACAAGCUUUACAUGGCUCCGCAAAUCAUAUGCAAAGGCCUGGAUUGGUAAAAUAGUUUUAAGCCUGCCCGAAUCGUUACAGGCUCCCGCCUUUAUGCUGAUCCAAUACUUCUAUGCGAUUUUAACGAUGAUCCCAUGUCCGCUUUGGCUAUGGUCCCGCUGGGCUAGCGGCCUUUUCCUGACUGCCCUUUUCAUUUUGAGCAUCCACAACGGCGCAACCUACUACAUUGAUGUUUUUGGCAAGCGGUUUCAGAAAGAACUGGAAGCGUUGAAAAAGGAUGUUGCACGUUGGCAGUCUUCUCCUGAAGGCACAGCUAGUCCGACUAUUCUGACAUCAGACAGCGCUGUUGCCACUGGGGCGCAUAUCAUGGACGAUUCUAACGAUAUUGCAAAGAAUGGAGGAUCCGACAAGGCAAGCAUUGAUAAAAUUCCUCUGCUUGACUCUAGCGUGACCGCGAGCGGCAUUGAGGAGGCUGCUUCCGGUUCCCCAACAGUGCGCGAGAGAAAAUAG
Messenger RNA from Aspergillus bombycis, 1638 nucleotides. Its product is annotated as glycerophosphocholine acyltransferase. NCBI's taxonomy places the organism in Eukaryota, Fungi, Ascomycota, Eurotiomycetes, Eurotiales, Aspergillaceae. The record is from RefSeq and is a predicted model, not a curated record. The coding region runs from base 1 to 1638 and encodes 545 amino acids. The transcript has 2 exons. Gene Ontology annotation, biological process: phosphatidylcholine biosynthetic process.